AUGCGGAACACCGCGGAAAUUUUGCCAAGAGCAGUUGACAGGACGGUCGCAGCCGAAGAGGCUACCGCCAUCGAGUGGAAUCGAAGUGGCGCCGAUCGAAGGACCGCCAGUACAAGUUCCGAGAACUCCAGAGCAGUUGGUCUGGAGACACCGCAGUCUAGCCCGACAGCAUCGCAAAGACCGAGCGAUGCAAUGGCGUCUGAUCCACUGACAAGUGAUGAUGAUGACAAUGAUGAAGAUCCCGGCGAGGGCCAAAGAAGUUCUGAAGCAAGCAGCAGGAAAGGAGCAGCGGCAAGGAAAAGAGAUGAAGCAAGUAUGACCUCGGGUGAAGCCGAGGAAGAAGAGCUGGAAGGCACGAGCAAAAGAGAGCUCGAAGGAGCAGCCGCGGAAGAACCUGAAGCAACAAGGCCGAGAGUCGACGAAGGAAGCGGACAAGUUGAAGAAAGACCUGAGAUCCAAAGAGAAGAACCCUCAGGAACGGUGAGAAGGAUAAUGGCCACAAGAAGUGUGCAAGAAGUUGCGUCAUUUCUCAGGAAGGAUUUGCCGAAGUACCAUGAUGACGAAGAGGUAGAGUUGGAGGAGUUUGAAGGACUCGAAGUCGAGUUUGAAGAACCUGAAGAGGAAAGAAGCUCAGAGCUCGGAGAAGACGAAGAGUUUGAGGAAAGCAUGCCAAAGUGGUCAAACAAGUUCGAAGAUGAACCUUCGAAGGUGGACGAAGACGAGCUGACGAAGGUCGACGUUGUGUCAAGAGAGCACGAGAUAAGCCGACUCACAGAGAUGAAAGUCUUGAAGGAAUUGCCAGAAGGCACGAGUGUGAGCAACUACAAGAAGCUAAGAAGCUGUGUGACUGAGUGGUACGUUGAGCUGCAGAUUGGUAAGCCUUGUACCCCUUCCUUGACUCCCGAGAGUUUCCAGCGACGCCAGCUCAUUCGACGGAAGGAGCACCAGGACAAACUGCGAAAGCUUACUUCAGGAUCUGAGAUCAUUGCAUACGGUUGCAAGUUGCUUGAUAGUGAAAAGUCUUUGCUGGCGCCAUUCCUUGACGCUUCCGUGACGAUUUUACUUCAGGAGACCAAGGCCGAGAGUGUUGCGAGAGUUUCUGCUGUUUCUCGCAAGCGCAAGGCGUGCGACGUCUUUCCUGCAUUGCGAAGUGAGGUUUCUGAGGUGAUAGAUUUGGAGCCAAGUGAAAUUGGUUCACCGCAGGCUCCAGGUCCCGAUGCAGGUGGAGUCCUCGUCGCUCCUGCAGACUUGAGAGCCAUGAUCCAAGCCACACAGCAGGCUGCUCAGGCGGCCGCAGAAGCUGCCAAGCGCUCGCAGCCGCCUCUGAUCGAGGAGCACAGUUCUUGGAUUCAGUGGUAUUGGUCGCUUAAACAAUAUCUUUGCGCUUUGGAUGCUGGGUUCAGUUCCGAGCUGAGUUUCAUCGAGAACAAUCCUACUGUGGUGAUUGGUGCAGUUGCCAGUGCUGAGAGUGAGCAGAGGUCAAAGCAACUGUACUCCCUUCUUGCAAGCCUUGUCAAGGGUCGUGGUUUGCAGGUCGUCCAGCGUACCCCUUUGCAGCAUGGGUUUGAAGCGUUGCGCCAGCUAAUCCAGCUGUUCCAACCAUCCUCACGCACUAGGAGCCUUGGAAUCCUGAGUGCCCUGACUUCCAUGAAUCAGUUCCGUGCCGGAGAGCCCCUUCUUCCCCAGGUCCUUGACAUGGAAAGGAUCAUCGAUGAGUAUGAACGCAGCAGUGGGAAGAAGUUGGAUGACGAUUUCAAGUCAUCGAUUUUCUUGAAGUCUUUGAGUGGCAACAUGAGGAAUCAUCUUGCAACGAUCCUGACCGAAGAUGUGACGUAUGACACUUUGCGUGAAUCUGCGUUGCGUUUUGAGCGCAUGAACACCCGUUGGGAUCACAAGAACCUGUUUCAGGGCGACAGCUUGUUCGCGUCUAAGAGCCGAGGCAAUGAGCAACAGCCUGUGCCCAUGGAGGCAAAGGUCAGCAAGGUAGUGGUUCGUGGGGUUCACAGGCAUGUGAACCGUGUUGAGAUCGACAUGACCGCCUUGUUGCAUCAGUCACCUAUGCCCUCUUCCGACUCCACCGAACACUGCUUGCGUGCUGUUCAGCGCUGUGACCUGCCUGACUCAGACUUUCUUGAUGUCGUCAGAAGUUUGCACCGAAUCCCAGGUUAUGAGCCCCCAUUGCCCAACCUUGUGCCGGUUGCUGUCGAAGUUCCCAUGCCACAUGUUCCUCACUUUGACAUGUCGUACUCAGAUGAGGACACUGCUUGGACGUUUUGUGACGUCGACGAUUGCUUGAAGGUGCAUGCCGUGCAAUGGGAUGCUGAUGCCACGCCCUGUGGCCAGGACAUAACCAGGGUGGAUGACCCUGAGCCUUCCUUUGAGCCUGAACGCAUGUGGCACAUCAUCACGAUUGGGUCCACUGAGCCCCUGAGUGUGGACACGUUGUUCCGUCGUGUUUCCCCGCCAGCUCGUCCAAGCCGUGAUUUCAGUGGUGAUGAUGCUGAGUCAGAGGCAGGCCUGCCUGGCCUACCUCCCGAGCUUGAUGGCGAGGCUCUUGACGAUGAAGAUGCUCAAGGGCCUGAACCUGAGGAUGAGGGAGCUGGUGUUGUGAGCCCUGCCGAGUUGGCCGCUGAGCCCGAGCCUGGGCACCUUGUGGUUGAGGGUGUUGAACUGCACCUCGGGUGCACGUUGGCAACUCUACGUGCAGCAUGCAGCGUUCUUGGAAUCGGCCGCAGCGGCGGCAAGGCCACCGUUCUUGAAAGGAUCGGCAACUACCUUGCACGCCAACGGUUACUUGAAAGGCAUGCUGUCCAGGAUGAUCCGGUUGCCCGCGCCCAGCUUCCUAUUGAACAGACUCCCGUGGUUGCCCCUAGCGAAGAAGAGCUUCGACGACACAUGUUGUCUCACAUACCAUACCAGCCUUACUGCCCCCAUUGCGUUGCCUACCAGGCGAGGUCAGACCGUCAUGUGCGUCAUCGAGCCGACACACGUACCUGCAGCACCCUUAGCUUCGACUUUUGCUACACUGAGCGUGCCACUGGUGAAGCUGGAAGCAAGCUAAUCUGUCUUGUGCUCAGGGACAGCCAUACGGGUGCUGUUUGUGCCAUACCCACGCCUUCGAAAGGUGGGUCAGUGGUGUCCCGUUUCCAAGUUGCUGAGAUCUGCAAGUUUCUCAACUUUUGCGGUCACGAAGAGGUCACCCUUCGCUCCGAUCCCGAGCCCGUGUGUCUCGCUCUCCAGCAAAGUGUCAAAGACCUGAGAGCCAAACUUCGCCUGGCUACACAUCUUGAGCAGAUUGAAACUGCAGACCAUCAGGAAAACUUGGUGUAUCUGACUUACACUUUGGUGUUUCCCCUGGCGGGGCAGGCACGCAUGCAGCGUACACCCGCCAUAGCGGACACAGUACACACAUCUGAUCCCAGCCAGUCAGAGGGUGCUCUCGAGGCUGAGGCGAAAGGUCCUGCAGAGCCAGGUGGAGUGUUGCCUUAUCCUGGCUACCUGCUUCCUGAUGAAACGCCUCUCAGCGAGCUUGUCCCACCUUCGGCUUUGAUCGCAAGCGGCACACCUGAGCCGCCAACUCCGAACCUGCACAGGGUUGCAGAUGGCGGUGGUGAUGGGCCAGGCGGGGAUGCUUUGCAAACAGCGCUCAAGCGUGCCAGGCUGAGGCUUGAUGCAGUUCAGUUUGGCGGUGAGGAGUUUUAUCACCUAGAUGAUGAGCCAAUGAAUCUUGAUUUCGGAGACGAAGUGCUGUGUGAACUUGAUGCUUACGAUCAGGCGCUUGACCAGUCGCUUGAUUCCUUUGCAGAUGAAGUAUCCACUUCCGAUGAGAUCCCCGCAUGCUUGAUUCACGAGUUUUCAGAGCUUGAGCCCGAGUUAACACCGGAAGGCCUAGCCGAGGUCGACCGGGUUGCUAUGCUGUAUGAGGUUCGAAGGCUUGUUGGCAUCGACGUCAUUGAGGAGGUCUCAGGGCCACAGGUUGAUCAUCGCAAGCUUUCCACACGGUUCGUGUGCACGUGGAGGCCGAAGGAGAUCAACGGGCGACUUUGCUGGCUCAGAAGAGCCCGUCUCGUUGCGCGAGAGUUCGCGUUUCUCGACCCGGGGCGCGAGGACCUGUACUCGCCAGCUUCAAGUUCGCUUCAGAGCAGAGUGAUCCCUUCGCUGUUCAUGAGCAACCGAGGUCAAGGCUGGUGCAUGUGCAGCCUUGAUGUUUCUGAUGCCUACUUCAAUUGUCUUCAGGGCGAGCCGACCUGCACUUCCGUGAGGAUCGGGGAUCAGGUUGUGUGGUUUCGUUUGCUCCGGUGCCUGCCUGGGCAGCGCGACGGAUCAGCGCGGUGGUUUUCAAAGUUCAGCGAGACUUUGCAGACUGAAGCCGGGGCAGAGCUGAUGCCCGAAUUGCCGUCUUUGUUCCGCCUCACCGACGGCAGUGGCAAACCGCAUGCAGCGGGCCUCAUCCAUGUUGAUGACAUGCUGAGCACCGGAAGGAGAAUGGCCUUGGAAGGCAUGAUCGAGAAGUUGAAAGGCCAGUUUCAACUGCGGGUUGAGUGGAUCUGCAACACAGGAGAUGAAAUCCAGUUCCUAAAGAAACGCCAUUUUCUUUUGUCUGAACAUGAAUUGAUCAUUCAGGUCAAUGGCAAGCACCUCAGCAAGUUGCGAGACCUCACGGGGAACCCGAAGGUUCGGAAGUCCCCUUUACCUUCAGGAAGAUGCGAGACUGAUGGCCCGAGCUUGGAACCUGAGCGUGCCGGUCUGUACCGGCAGGCAGUCGGUGUGCUGUUGUACUUGCAGGCUGACAUGCCCGAGUCACAGUUUGCAAUUCGGCUCCUGUCGACAUGCAUGUCGAACCCGACUGUGCCAGCCUGGGCAUUGCUUCGACACUUGGUUGGCUAUUUGACACAUACGAGUGGGCACUGCAUCUGUCUUGAAGCCGGUGAAGUCGGCGCAAUGUAUGCUUUUCUGUCCCCUGACCGAACUGGCAGUCCGCACAUCCUGGUGGAUAACUCUGCCGCGCGAGCAGUCUGCCAGCGCAGCGGAGUGGGUCGAAUCCGGCAUCUCGAUGCCAAGCUUCUUUGGAUACAGGCCAAGGUAGCUGCCAAUUCCUUGAGGAUCCAUGCUGUGGAGACAAAUCUAAAUGUCUCCGACAUAGGCACUAAGGUGCUGUCGGUGCAGCGUGUGCGAUUCCUUCUUGGGAUGCUCAACGUACGCGACUCAUCACAAGAUUUCCAGGUGGUCGGACAAGAACAGCUUGAUGUGCUUGAGAACACAAAGGCUGUACGUGCGGCAUGCAAGCAACUUCGAGGAUAUGCUAAGCGAGACAAGACUGGCGAUGCCGCUAGAAUCUUGAGUGUUGUGCUGUGUGCCAUGCAGGCGCGUGAUGCACUCGGCGCUGACACCCCCGGAUCAGAUGAGCCCAAUGUUCCAGACGCCUUGAGCCAGGGCGACGACAACGAAUCCUUGCUUGUGCGUGUGCUUCGUUGUAUCGUGCAGGUGUGGUUUUUGAUCGCUGAGAUGUACGAUCAGCAUCCAGUGCCCUUCAUGAUCUUUUGCCAGACCGUGUUUCUUGCAUUGCUCAUGAUGUGCUUCUGUUGCCGCUGUCGCGGCACCACCACUGAUGCAGAGGUUCCCAAGGUGGUUGUUGUGGUUUCUGCUAGUCCCGAACCUGCCGGCCCUAGUUCCUCUACAACCCCUAAUGCACCGCUUGUACAUGCUGAAAGCACGGUGACUUCAGAUCCUCAGCCAGAAACUUGCACCGAGGCUGCAUCCAGCAGCUCACAGCUUCCUGCACCAGCGCCUAAACGGCGCCCAACAGCUGUGCCGCCACCUGCAGAAGACAACAUCAACCAGGUCCGUGAUCGUCUUCACGCUUGGAUGUAUGAGAACAUCGUAGUACCUUCAGUGCAUGAUGCACAGUACCCAGUCCAUGGUGCUGCUAUGCCAAAGCGACAGCUGAGACGCCGUCGACCUGUCCUUGAGGUGAAUCCCGAAUCACGGGUGUAUGUGACGCUACGCCGUGGACAUUGCUUUCACCUACGCAGAUCAUGCACAGGUUUGAAUCAAGCAGAUGAGAUCGAAAGGAUUUUUCUAGCUGAAGCUCGACGUCGUGGAAAGGUGCCGUGCAACACAUGUGCCCGUCACUUGGCGACGCCCUAA
Symbiodinium natans is the source of this 6147-nucleotide messenger RNA. The record is from the annotation of a GenBank genome assembly. Lineage: Eukaryota; Dinophyceae; Suessiales; Symbiodiniaceae.